Messenger RNA from Sorghum bicolor (sorghum), 1384 nucleotides. RefSeq lists its product as uncharacterized. The record is from RefSeq and is a predicted model, not a curated record. The transcript is spliced from 2 exons. The coding region runs from base 199 to 1032 and encodes 277 amino acids. Lineage: Eukaryota; Viridiplantae; Streptophyta; Magnoliopsida; Poales; Poaceae.
CGCCUGGCGGCGCGCGCCCACGCCGGCCGCCGCCUCCGCCGCCUCUAUAUAACUUCGCUCACCCUCACCUCCCAAUGGCAAACAGCCUUGGAAUCCUCCAGAAUACUUCCUCCCACGCCUCUUCCCUCCCCUCCUCGCCCAACGCCCAUAGCGUCUUCCCUCCCCUCCUUCCCUACGGUGUCCAACCUCUCCUCCCCUAUGGCGUCCGACCACAUCCCCUCCUCCCCGUCCUCCCGCACCUCCGACGCCUCCUCCACCUCCACCACGUCCCUCCCCUGCUCCUACAUCACGGUGGCUUCGGUGGACGAGAUGCGGUUCGCCUUGAGGUGCGAGACUCCCGAGGUGCAGGUGAAGUUCGAACUCGCAGCGGACUCCUCCUUGGCCGCGGCUCAUAAGCUGUGGGAGCUGGUGAGCGCUCAUCAGCGCGGCGGCGAUGCCGAGCUCAGCAAUCCUGACUGCCUUAGCAACAAGGAGGAGGCGCUCAGAUGCGUCAAGAGCAAGCUGGAGAGAUUACGGCGUUGGGAGCGCCACCUAGAUCGCAAGCGCGGCAAGGUGAUGGAACAGGUGUCUACGCUGAACGAGGUGAUCGACGUUGGGGGACCAGGUGCUCGUCCGGGAUAUCAACCGCACCGCUGCACCGGGCUCUCAGCGGACAUCGACAUCGACCAGAAAGUUGACGAGAAGGAGAUGAGGGGACACAUCGAGGCCAUCCGGGCCCUCCUCCUGCAGGGCUCCCCAGGUAGCCCGGCAACAGAUGGAGGCAAAUAUUCCUUGCAGAGCUGCUUGGAUCGUGAGGCCGAAGAGCAGCUCGACAUUGCCCGCUUCAACCUCGCCUACCUGCAGCUAAAAGCCACAGGACUGGAGCUCCUGAGCGGUCAUCUGGUGAGCGGGAUCGCAGACCUGGAGAAGCGAUUCAUCGACGAGCCUACCCACCUCGGGGCUAGCGACGCAGAGUUUGUCAAUUUCAUUGAGGUCCCGAUGUAUGCAGACGAGGCGCCACCUCCCCAAGCGAGCCAUGACUUCUAUUGCUGAUCGCUCAGCCCGCUGAUCACUGCUACAGAGUUUUGUUUGUGUCCAGUCGGUCGGGUUUCUGUCAGGAAGGGAGGAAAGUCAAGGAGAAGACUCUGUUGGGCCGCACGGAUUCCUGAACUCGAUGAUAGCUUAGCUGAACUCUGCCUCUCUGAAUCCUGUCACGAAACUGUAAUAAGUCGGUCGGUCUGAAACACCUGUUGGGCCGCACGGAUUCCUGAAGACCUGAACUCGUUGAUAGCUGAACUCUUCCGCAUUCUUCUUCUGUAUAUAAUAGUGUGUUCGUCGCUACGUCAGUCAUGUCUGAAUUCUGAUGAACCUGUGCUGUCCACGAUCAGGCUCUGUGGGAAGCCAA